Paramacrobiotus metropolitanus is the source of this 1359-nucleotide messenger RNA. Its product is annotated as MIT domain-containing protein 1-like. Gene Ontology annotation, cellular component: midbody. Gene Ontology annotation, biological process: midbody abscission. The record is from RefSeq and is a predicted model, not a curated record. The transcript has 5 exons. Lineage: Eukaryota; Metazoa; Tardigrada; Eutardigrada; Parachela; Macrobiotidae. The coding region runs from base 236 to 1045 and encodes 269 amino acids.
UUCAAUAAGUUUAUAGCUGGUACGCACUGUUUCGAUAACUUUUACUUGAUUAUGAAUUUUACCAGUCAGCUGUGUUAUAUUUAUUUUUGCUCAGAUUCAGACUCUCUUUAGGCCAGCAUCGUCCAAAGAGUUCGGCAAAUACGGAGCAGCCGAGAGGCACUUGGAAUCGGGGUCUGUAGUAUAGAGUGUAGAUGCUUUCAUUCUGGGAUCGGGAUCUUUCAGCCGUGCUACAAUUAUGGAUAAUGCACCAUCUUCCGCGACGGCAAUUGAUCCAAGAGCCUUAGCUGUUUUGAGGACGGCUGUGGAGGCUGAACAGAGCAAGCGUUAUCUUUUUGCCGUGGAUUUAUACAGCGAAGGAAUUAAGUUACUAAUUGAUAACUGUCGGGCUACGACCAAUGAGAAAAUCAAAGCGGCGCUGAAGGAAAAAAUCCGUCAGUAUCUGGAGCACGCUGAAGCACUGAAACGAACGGUAGAGCAGGAGAAGAAAAAGUCCCAUGGCUACCACGAGCAGUUGGUUAUUCAAGAGAACGGCACGGGAUUCGGGCUGGAGAGGGUGUUUGGACCGUAUUUGGACGGGGAGCUGACCGAAGUGGAGAUCGACGAUGCCUAUAUUCGCCACAAUCAUCAGAUACAGCUGUUCCUGAAAUUCUGUGCCCUGAUAAUCAAAAAGUCUCCCAAUGUGAAGCAUAUCCGAUUAAAGACGAGCUGCGAUGGGGAUCCGGCAAAAAAGCAUAUUCAAGUCACCCGGCUGGAUGAGAUCCGUUUGAACCUGUUACAACGCGGCAUCUUUUUGCUCAUUGAAUACUGCGAUACGCUGCAUGAUCGCGAAAUAAGGUUCGACAACGGUUGGAUUAUUAAGAUCGGACGAGGUCUGGACUACUUCAAGAGAGCGGAACCGAAUACCGUUGAGUUUUUUGAGCUGGAUUUCCGGCCUUGCAUGGCCACGACGGUGGACAUGAUCUACAAGCCAAAGCGAGCGCCAUUCCCAUCCGCUUCAGGUCCAUCCACUUCUGGUUCGGGUCGUGACAUGAGCUCCCGGAGAUGAGCGAAAAAAAUUUUAAGGCAUUUUGUAGCUGGUUGAAAGUGGAUGCUUUGAUCUGCUUACCUUUAAAACACGACCUCGCCGAAGGUACGUGGAUCUCGUCGGUUUCGGUUUACGUAAUUUGAUGCCUUCCAUUUACUGAACCCGUAACGGUUGUGCUUUCACAAGUUUUGUAAAUUUUUAUCCUUUCGUACCAUUUAGUUUUACUAACCAUCGAUUAUUUUAUGCACCCCUGAUCGUUGUAUUUACUUGCAACUUUAUUUUUAUAACUUUUUGAUAACGAAGUUAAUGAAAUACAGAUAGAAGUAUACUGAGUU